CGCCUGACUCUCCUCCGUCGCCUCCCGCCGACCAAUGGGAACCGCGUCGGGGUUACCGGGCGGCCAAUAGGAGGGCGCAGGCGAAGAGCCGGCCGCGCCGCACUUGUUAUUGCCGCCGUCUCCCGCCGUGCGACGGGGCCGUCGCAGCGCUGAGACGUUCAGGUUACGCGCGGACAGGGCCCUGACUGUGAUGUUUUGUGCCUGAACGAUGGCGGCGAACGACAGCGUUAACAUCCUGAACUCUGCUUAUCUGGCAGUGGAAUAUAUAGACUCCUUCCUGCCUGACAACCCUCUGCAGCAGCCGUUUAAAAAUGCCUGGAAUUACAUGCUGGAUAACUACACCAAGUUCCAGAUAGCGACGUGGGGGUCGCUUUUAGUUCACGAAGCUUCCUACUUCUUGCUCUGCGUACCGGGAUUCAUCUUUCAGUUUAUUCCCUGCAUGCAAAAGUAUAAAAUCCAGCCGGAUAAACCAGAAACGUGGGAAAAACAGUGGAAGUGCUUCAAAACGCUUAUGUUCAAUCACUUUUUCAUUCAACUUCCUCUAAUUUGUGGCACGUACUACUUCACAGAAUAUUUUAACAUCCCAUAUGAGUGGGAAAAGAUGCCUAGAUGGUAUGUUCUGCUUGCCCAGUGCUUUGGGUGUGCAGUGAUUGAGGAUGCCUGGCACUAUUUCCUGCAUCGACUGCUGCAUCACAAAAGAAUAUACAAGUACAUCCAUAAGGUUCACCACGAGUUUGUAUCUCCAUUUGGAAUGCAAGCAGAAUAUGCACAUCCUUUGGAAACGCUCAUCCUUGGAGCUGGCUUCUUUAUUGGAAUUGUUGUCUUCUGUAACCACGUGGUUCUUCUGUGGGCGUGGGUAAUAUGUCGCCUGAUGGAAACCAUUGAUGUGCACAGUGGCUACGAUAUUCCACUGAACCCUCUUCAUCUGGUGCCUUUCUAUGCUGGAGCCCGUUUUCAUGAUUUCCAUCACAUGAACUUUGUUGGCAAUUAUGCAUCGACCUUCACGUGGUGGGACAGAAUCUUUGGCACAGACUCUCAAUUCAUUGCCUAUAAAGAAAAAGAAAAGAAGCAGCAACUCAGAAUGAAGAAGGCUAACUAAAAAUCCAGUGUAAAAAUUGUGAUGCCUAAUACUGGUAGUCAACUUUUGCUUUUCUUUAAAGCAAAGUCAUGAUUGGGUAUUAAGCAUAAAUCAUUUUCCUUGGCUACUAAGUGGUAGGGAAAAAAAAAACAAACAGGAAUUAAACUGCAGUACCUUCCUAAUGGGAAUGCUUUCUAUUUUAUAUGUAAGCACCACAUAUAUUUUAACUACAAAUUUAAAGAUGAUGCAAAAAAGACAGAGAUUACUUGUGUCUGUCCAUGUUUUUGUUUUUUUUUUUGCAAAAAAUUAUUCAGUUUUAUCUUCAACAUUGCUCCCUUUCGAUCCUUUUGAUAGAAUCGUAUAUGUUCACUGAGAUUGGACUUCCUUUUUAAAAAUAUACCUUCUUAAAUUUGUAAGAUCAAAUAGCAGACCAUACUAACUGGUAUCAGCACCGUAAUUUAAAUAUUGGGUAAAAUUUUGCUUAAAACCAAAAUAUCUGUUAAUAAAAAAGCAUGGACAGGCAGGCCUUUUGCACACUGGAUAAUACAAGCUGUUAAUCUCAGAAUACCUGGCUAAACAUGAGUUAGCAGAGACAUUCCUGAUCUAGAUUUAUUAUGUUAUUUUAGGGUACAGAUAAAAAGAAUAGAAGUUUUUAUUUGAACAGACUUUGUUUUUGCUGCUCUUUGAAGUUGCUCUGUCAGUUUACUUAGCAUUUACAUUACAUUCCUUUCAGUGUUGUAAUUUGCUGAACUGACUUGUUGCUGUAUUUGCACUUGUGACUGAUGAAAUAAACGUGGUUUGGUUUAA
Messenger RNA from Phasianus colchicus (ring-necked pheasant), 1885 nucleotides. RefSeq names its product methylsterol monooxygenase 1 (gene MSMO1). The record is from RefSeq and is a predicted model, not a curated record. Lineage: Eukaryota; Metazoa; Chordata; Aves; Galliformes; Phasianidae. Gene Ontology annotation, biological process: lipid biosynthetic process. Gene Ontology annotation, molecular function: oxidoreductase activity; iron ion binding.